Molecule: messenger RNA, 873 nt
Organism: Salvia splendens (bonfire salvia)
Lineage: Eukaryota; Viridiplantae; Streptophyta; Magnoliopsida; Lamiales; Lamiaceae
Product: cyclin-dependent kinase G-2
Exons: 1
Coding region: 1-873 (290 amino acids)
Biological process (GO): regulation of mitotic cell cycle; protein phosphorylation
Cellular component (GO): nucleus
Molecular function (GO): protein serine/threonine kinase activity; ATP binding
Source: RefSeq, a predicted model, not a curated record
AUGGCGGAUUACGGUCUCCCCGAAAAUCCCUUCGAUUUCGAAAACCGGAACGGGCAGUGGGAUGACGAAGUUGAAGUUAAAUAUGACUACGUGAUUCUGAACGUGAUCAACCGAGGUUCCUUCGGGGUGGUUUACCAAGCCCGCGACACGAGAACCAAGGAGACCGUGGCGCUCAAGGAGGAGCUCCGAGGCCUCACCCGCUCAACCAAGAUGGAGAUCGGAAUCCUCGAAUUCCUCCAGCCCCACCCCAACAUCGUCGGGUUCAAGAGACCCUUGUUGGCCAACGGCCGCAUCUUCGUCGUGAUGGAGCACGUCGAAUCCGACCUAAAAACCCUAAGGGAGCAAAUGGAGAAUCCCUUCCCGCCAAAAUUAAUAAAAACCCUAAUUUUUGAGAUACUAAAGGGCGUGGCGUACCUCCACGAGAAUGGGGUGAUGCAUAGGGAUCUCAAGCCGGCCAACGUUCUCUACGGGAGAGAGGGUAGGGUCAAGAUCUGCGACUUUGGGCUCGCGGCCGAUGUUAGACUUCCCUGGGGCCUGGGAGUGGGGACAAGGAUCUACAAGGCCCCUGAGACUCUAUGUGAAUGGGAAGGGUGUACGGAUAAGGUCGAUAUCUGGUCAGUGGGGUGCAUGAUGGCGCAAUUUGUGUUGGAUGCGCCCCUCUUUCAUGCGCGGUCGGACGAACAUCAGCUUGAAUGCAUACAGGAUGUGCUCUGCGGCCGGACCAACCUAAUAGAGCUCAUAGUGUCUAUUUCAGGGGAGACCAUGCUCAGUCAAUCGGGAUUGAAUUUGCUUAAGAAGCUUCUCGCGUACUACCCGUGCGAGAGGAUAUCAGCCAUAGAGGCUCUCGAACACCCUUGGUUCACUGAAGAUUGA